Molecule: messenger RNA, 4946 nt
Organism: Polyodon spathula (Mississippi paddlefish)
Lineage: Eukaryota; Metazoa; Chordata; Actinopteri; Acipenseriformes; Polyodontidae
Product: von Willebrand factor A domain-containing protein 5B1-like
Exons: 22
Coding region: 341-4342 (1333 amino acids)
Source: RefSeq, a predicted model, not a curated record
GCGAGAGAGAGAGAAAGGGGAGGAGAGAGUAGAGAGAGAGGCUGUAGCAGAAGCUUCUUGUAUUCCUAGGCCAGUCGAGAAUGCAGCGCCUUUGCACUGUAAUACAUCAAAGGCUGUCAGACUUCUCUAGACUCAACAAUAAGUAAAGAGAACGUGGAAGACUCUAACAGAAAAGAAUAAGGCAUUUAAUACUAAAAGCAGAGAAAGAAAGAAAGAAAGAAAGAAAGAAAGAAAGAAAGAAAGAAAGAAAGAAAGAAAGAAAGAAAGAAAGAAAGAAAACAAGCCUGGAUGAAAUAUUAAAAGCAGACACAAGGAUCUCAAUCUCUCUUGCUGAGUGAGGAUGCCAGGCUUGCUGAACCGCUCCUCCUGGGCUCCUCUGCUGCUCAAAGCCUCCUGUGUGAAGUCCUGUGCCAAUGGUUACUUCCUGGGCCUCAACGCCCAACUCACCUACACCAACCCUGACAGCGAGCCCGUGGAAGGCGUGUUCGUGUACCCCCUGCAGGAGAGAGAGGUGGUGGUCGGAUUCGAGGCUGUGACCGCAGGGAGGGUGCUCAGUGUUCAGAUCCAGAGCCGAACCAAGCCUGAAGACUGCUGUCUGGACUGCUGCAGGAGCUCCAGCCUGGAGCUGCAGUGCAAGAACGGACACCUGAUUCUGGAUGAAGACAUGGAGCGAACCACUUUCAUCGUUGGCACUGGGGUGAUCAGCCCCCUGGAUAUUGUAACAGUGAUCAUCAGCACCACCCAGGAGCUACCCACGCUGGAGAAUGGCGCGAUCCACCUGCUGUUCCCUUCAGUGUUCACUCCCAUAGUGACAGGCGAGACAGUGCAGUCCAAGAGCGAGUCAGGGGUGAGGUGUGAUGAGAAUGGGCCCACCAGCUGUUUCAGAGCGGCGCCUGGGAAACAGGACAAGCCAUCUGAUUCUGCCCACUCUGUCUUCACGAGACAGGCAACGAAUCCACAGCCCUAUGAGAUGAACUUCGAGCUACUCGUCAGAGGGGCCUGUCUACUGGCCGGGUUGGAGAGCCCCACUCACGCCCUGAGAGCCGACGGGGACCCCAGUGCCAAGUCCGCCUCCGCCACUUACAUCACACUGGCUGAAGAGCACCCCUACAACUGCAACCUGGAGAUCAUCCUGCAUCUGAGCGAGCCUCAUACCCCCCAUGUGCUGCUGGAGGAGGGGCGGCUCACCUUCCAGGAGUACGAACAGCACAUCCGUGGCCGGAGAGACUUCAUCCACUGUAGUAGGAAGGAGGCUGACUCGGACAAGAGGCUGGAAUUCGUGCGGAAGCGCUUCCACAAGGACAUCCUGUUGAACCCGGUGCUGAUGCUGAACUUCUGCCCGGACCUGCGCGGUACCCCUGGCGACAUUCACAGGGUCACGCGGGAGCUGGUGUUCCUCGUCGACCGGAGCGGCAGCAUGAGCGGAGCCAACAUCCACAAGAUCAAGGAGGCGAUGAUCGUGGCUAUCAAGAGUCUGCCCUCCAGGACCCUGCUGAACAUUGUGGGCUUCGGAUCCAACAUCAAGUCCCUCUUCUCCACCAGCAGGGUCUACAGUGAGGACACCCUCUCCUUGGCCUGCGAGUACCUUCAGAAGAUGAGAGCUGACAUGGGGGGCACCAACAUACUGGGGGCUCUGAACUGGGUGUUCCAGCAGCCAGUGCACCGGGGAUACCCGCGGCAACUCUUCAUCCUCACCGACGGCAAGGCCAUCAACGCAGGCAAGGUGAUCGAGCUGGUGAGGAGGCACGCCAGCACUGCCAGGUGCUUCAGUGUAGGGCUGGGUCCUCACGCCUGCCGUCGGUUGCUGAGGGGCGUGUCUAGGGUGACAGGCGGGACAGCAGAGUUCCUCAGUGAUAGCGAGAGGGUGCAGCCCAAGCUCAUCAAAUCUCUGAAGAAAGCAUUGGAACCAGCCCUCAGUGAUGUGCGGAUAGACUGGUACGUGCCAGACAAUGUGGAGGCCCUGCUCUCGCCCAAUGAGAUUGCUCCAUUGUACCCGGGGGACCGCCUCAUUGGAUACUGCACUGUUUACGACGUUUCUGCCUUUCGGAGUAAGAAGGCUGGUAUUCAAGGACAUUCAUAUACUAGUCUUUAUUAUCAAUACCCUCGCCUCUCCUCCCACUGUCAGCAAUCAAAGGCGCGGGGUUCAAAGGGGCAGGCACAGGGCUCAGUCAGCUCCCUGUCCCAGGAUGACCUGUCCGCCCCCUUGGCUGGAGAGGUCUGCUGCCCCUCUGAGCGCAGCGACAUCGAGGAGGCCCUGCGUGAGAUCUCCCGCGAGAUUUCAUCCGAGUUCUCCUGCGCCAGCACAGCAGACGCAGUGUUCAUUACAGGUGGAGAGCUGGAUUUCUCGAGUGACAUCUGCAGACGGAUCCUGCAGUCCUCAUAUAUCCAGGAGCAGUACAUUUUGACGCGGUGCUCGGUCAGCAGCGAGUCGCCCAGCUCCCGUGAGAUCACCAUGGAGACGGGCUCACUGCCACAGGGUCUGGAGAAAGUGUCCCAGCAAGGUCCUAGGAGCCUGUCACGCUGGGAGUCGCCAUGGAAACCACCACCACAAACCGAGGCAAGAGGAGUGAAACCUGAGGUGACCAUGGCGUCGGGCAGCUCGGAGGAGGCUCAGCGGAAGCAGAGGUCCCUGGCCCGCUCUGCCCUGUCCAGCCGCAGCUUCUCCUCCCCACAGGGAGAGCUGGACAUGCACCGGCUGAGACGCGCACUGGAGAAGGUGUCCUUCGACCAGGUUAUGGGUGGGAGGCUGGAGGAGAGCGACGGGGAGACACACUCCACGCCACGCAAGAGCCUGACCGGCUCCAACAGCCUGCUGUUCCCUGCCUCCCCUCUUGACUGGGACGCCUUCACCGACCCCGAGUUUCUCUUCUCUGCUCUGCCCCCUGAGGAGGCAGCCCCGCGUGGGACCGACGCCCCAGUGAUGCACUGCCGCUCCCUCAUCCACGGUCUGAUUGGCGGGGAGCCUGUGUCCUGGGAGGCUACAGCCAGUCUGGUGCCUCUGUUUGCUCCCAGGGUGACGAGCAGCCAGGGGGAUGGUUGGGAUGAAAUGGGGCACCAGCUGACCGCGCGCUCCGUCAUCCAAGAUUUCGAGAUCAUGGCGGAGAAAGCGGUGGAAAUCAAUCAUGGGCCUGCCAAGAGGAACCGCCUGAAAGCCAUUCAGACUAGUAAAGGCUGCAACACCAUCUCCAUGUACACCACCUUCGCAGUGGUGGACAGCAGCACACAGAAGGGUCUGCCUGCCUCCGUGGAAGUGCACAACGCAGGAGUGCGGUUCGGUCCUCGCAGGAGUUCUCACUCGGGGAGCCGUCGUCAGAGAGUGUACUCCAUGGGUCUGGGGCGCCGGCCGUCCAGCCGGGACUCCGAGGAGCUGGACGAUGCCUUUGCACCCACAGAGAGAGACGACACUCCAGCCUCUCCCUGCAGCAUGAACUCCUGGGACAGCAGUCUAGGGGGCAGCUGGUACCCGAGCAGUCCCUCCGCCAUGUCUGUGCAAUCUCAGCCCUCGGUAGAGAGCAAGUCUGUGGAGAGCUUCUUUGGGUCCAGGUUCAGCCUGUCCAGGUUUCGGGGCUCCAGUUCUUCAGGAAAGCCGCCACCCCUCAAACCACAGUGUGUCUCAGCUGAGAUGGAGGAGUCUCCUGAGACUGAGACCACAGACUACCUCUCUCUGGUGCGUCUCCAGCUGGCAUCGGGGGCAUUCCUCUUGAAUGAUCUCUACUCCGAACAGGUCCAGAUACCCCUGGAGCGUCUCAAGAGAGCAUCUCCAUUCUCCAGCCACCGCUCCAGCCUCAGCCCCCCAUCCCGCUGCACCUCCCCACGGGCAGCAGCAGGCAGCACCCCUAAACCCACACUUUCCCAGCAGGAGCCUGGGAGCCUUAAAACCAACAACCCCAGGACCACCAGGGGUCUCUUUACUGAGAGGGAUGCCAUUGCCCUCCUUGACCCAGCUCUGACUUCAGCACCAGAUUUCAAUGGGGUGCUGCAGCAGGCGGACAGCGGGCGUGGCUCCGAGACAGACGUGUGCGAGGGCUCCCCUGUCCAAUCAGAGGCAGGCGUGGCGCCUUUCGACCUCUCCAGUGAGCAGCGGGCAGAGAGGGAUCUGGAGGGCUCAAGCUGGGCGACUGCAGUUGCGCUGGCCUGGUUGGAGCACCGCUGCGCCGGCUUCUUUGUGGAGUGGGAGCUGGUCGCUGCCAAGGCCGACUCCUGGCUGCGUGCCCAGCAGCUGCCCGAGGGCAUGGACCAGGCUAGCCUGAAGGGGGCGGCACACCAGCUGUUCCUGCUGCUGCGCCACUGGGAUGAGAACAUCAAGCUCAACAUUCUGUGCUACAACCCAAACAACAUGUGAAACCAGCCUACCUGCUGCAACGAAGAUGAAGUGGUGUAGCGGUUACAAGAGUCUCCUCACUGGCCCAGGACACCAACCCCUGUGAAAUGAGUUCUGCUGGUCUCAUUCAGCCUCAGAAAUAAACUCAGUGAAUUAAUAAUCAAAUAUACAGGAGACACCACUUCAGUGAAUCCUCAGUGAUCCAGUUGCUCAGGGUUUGUGAAUAGCUUGGAGAUCCGAUGUGGACGAAAGACACUAUAUACAUGCAAAAUGACAUACUAUAUACAAACUCCUCUCUGCAAUGACCUCCCCUCCCACUAAUUCCAGUCUACUGCAGGGUAAUCCCAGCGGCUGUCGUAUAGGAUCCUGCACUGCUAAGUCUACGAUUGCAAAGCUGUGCGCAGUGAUCACCAAAAGGAAAAUGAUUCUAUUAGACUGCAGGACGCUCACAUGAUCUGCAUAUUACAUACAGUUUAGCUUAGCUUAGGUACAGCAACUUGCUGAUUGACCCACUAAAAAAGUUUGUUUAAAAAUCUGCUUGUCUACUUAAAUUGAAUUUUUGAAAGUGCAUUUCUAAUAAUAAAUACAGCGUUACAUACAGAGCAUUUAAUAAAAGUACAUUUCA